ACCCUGCGCCCCUGUCCUGUCCCGCUUACCGCUCCAUGCCUGGACGCCUUGGUCUCGCGGCCUUCGCGCUCCAAGCCCUGUGCCCCUUUGUGCUGCCUCGCUCCGGAUGUCCCGACAUAUGGUCGGACGGAGAGACAGACUCCGGUCUGCUGCUCCCAGAGGGACGGGGUCCCGGCGCCCUGAGGCGCUGAGGCCGUGUGAACAGGUUGGCGUGGACCCGGGACCUUACCUUCCUGUGUGGGAGGAAUUCUGAGGCGAGGGGAUGACGGUACCGCUGCUCCUCCCCGGCCGGGCUACCCGGUCUCCGGGCCGCAGCGCUGCUGCUCAGCCUCUUGCGCGGGGCGAUUUGGACGCGCCGGGUUCGCAGUUCGCCGUGUUCGCGUUUCCACGUGCGUUUUUCUGCCGCGGAUUUGGAUAGAGAGCCUCGCAACACCGAACAAGCAAAACGCAUCUGAUGUUCAUACUGUGGCACUAUGAAGUUAGCAAAGUAGUGUCCCAAGCAGGUUUUUUUUUUUUUUUUUUUUUUUUAACUGCGUUAAUAGCGUGACGUAGGUUGACAGAAGCCGUCAACUGAAAAGGACUCGCUAGGCUCUUUCUGCUCCUUAUUUUCAAAUGGGGAAAAUAAAUCUAAAAAGAAAUACGCGAUACUGUUUAUCUUUCAGAUGUCCUUAACCAAAUAAAAUACAGGACAAAAAAAAAGGAUCUUGGGCAAAGCAUCAUAUAUGGCCAAGCUUUUAUGUUUGCUAGUCUUGUAUCUUCCUGUAAAAAAAGUAUGAUAUUAAAGUACAGGAGCACUAUGAACGAAGAGGAGCAGUUUGUAAACAUUGAUUUGAAUGAUGACAACAUUUGCAGUGUGUGUAAACUGGGAACAGACAAAGAAACACUCUCCUUCUGCCACAUCUGUUUUGAGCUAAAUCUUGAGGGAGUACCAAAAUCUAAUCUCUUGCACACCAGAUCAUUAAGGGGCCAUAAAGACUGCUUUGAAAAAUACCAUUUGAUUGCGAAUCAGGAUUGUUCUCGAUCUAAGCUUUCAAAAAGCACGUAUGAAGAAGUUAAAACUAUUUUGAGUAAAAAGAUAAACUGGAUUGUACAAUAUGCACAAAAUAAGGAUCUGGAUUCGGAUUCUGAAUGUUCUAAAACUCCCCAGCAUCACCUAUUUAAUUUUAGGCAUAAGCCAGAUAAAAAGUUAUUACCACAGUUUGACUCCCAAGUACCAAAGUAUUCUGCAAAAUGGGUAGAUGGAAGUACAGGUGGCAUCUCAAACUGUACACAAAGAAUUUUGGAGAAGAGGGAAAAUACAGACUUUGAGCUUGCUGUGUUACAAGAUGCUGGAACCACUUUUUGCCGUAAUAGUGUAUUGUGGCCUCAUAAUCACAACCAGGCACAGAAAAAAGAAGAGAGAAUCUGUAAUCCAAAGGCUGAUGUCCAGACCCAGCAGCCACAUUACAGCAGAGAGGAAUUGAAUUCGAUGACUCUUUGUGAGGUAGAGCAACUGAAUGCAAGGCUCCGCCAGCAAAUCCAAGAAGUUUUUGAAGAAUUAACACACCAAGUACAAGAAAAAGAUUCUUUGGCCUCAGAGCUCCAUGUCCGCCAUGUUGCCAUCGAACAGCUUCUCAAGAACUGUUCUAAGUUACCAUGUCUACAAGUGGGGCGAUCAGGAAUGAAGUCACACCUACCCAUAAACAACUGAACCAAACGUUAAUUUACUUCAUAUGCCCUACUGUUUAUUGAUCUGCCAGGCAUACAAACUUUGAAGAAAUGUGAAAAAAAAGUUAUGGUCCAUUCUUUUAUGGUCCUUACGUUUGCAGUGCUUAAGGCAUUAUUUAAUAUCUUGCCGAAUAAAGGAGAUCAUUAUAUGCUAAUUUUCUAGGGUUCAUUUUGGGAAUCUUUUUCCCAUAAUUACUAAAUGCCCCUCUCUCUACUCUUACCACAUGUGACUACUUAAAUAUGCUGUUACAAUGUGAUUUUACUAAACAUAUUUUAAUAUAAUUCACCAGUCAGAACAGAAAGUUAAACUCAGACUAGUCUGAACCAUUAAAGAUAGUUUUUAAGAGGGAAGUGGAAUUCAUGAUAUUCACCUAUUUAUUAAGAGCAAUAUUUUAAUAUGAAAAUUUUAUAUUUAAAAAUGCUAUUUUAGGUACCUUUCCAUUCUCUUUAUAAACGUGUAUUUGAAUAGCUCUGUAUAUGAUAUUUGCAUGUUUGUGUAUGAAUAUGUUCACCCAUAUUUCAGAUCACUGCAUUUUACUCUCUUAACAUAGUGUUUUUAUAACUGUUACCUUGUUUUCCAAAGAUAAAUGUAUUUUGGAGUAGAAAUCUAUCUAGUUGAAUUGUGUUUUAACUUCUAAUAAUGCUGAUGAAAGAUGAAUUAACAACUUUUUAAAGCAAGUAUCCAAGUAAAUAAAAUACAUUAUUUUUUUCUAACAGGCAGUUUUGAAUUAGCUCAAGAAGAAAAUGCUAAUACAGCCUUUUAAAGUUGACUUGUCUCCAUACAAGUAAAAGCCUCUUUUGCUUCAUAAUUACUUUCAAUGCUAGUUGCUUUGGUGUGUUAGAAUUGGGACAGUAAGUUAAACCUCACUUCAAAGUCAAAUGUAGUGUCUUAACUCUCUUCAAAUUGAGUGUGCUAUGAAAUGGGCCUGUCUUUGAGAAAAACUAAAAUUGUGUGCUACUUUGGGUAAAGAUUCAAGAUUUUUAAACUGUCCAAAUUCUCUAUUAACAUCAUUGAAAUUAGUGCCCCAAAAAAGCAUUAUGGGGUGCUUUUCUCUUGACACAGGGAAAACAACUAAUUCAAAAGAAUAAGCCCAUUUUUAAAAGGAUAGUCUUAAGUUGCCUAUGAUGUUUCCAAAGAGUUUUUAACUAAUACAUUAUCUCAGACAUCUAGAUAAGUAUUUUAAUAGUUAUUACAGUAAAAGCUAUAACCAGUGUAGGAUUAAAAUAGGUUCCAAAUUCUGUUUUUACCUGGUGCUUAGAGUGUAUUUAUAAGGGAGAUCCUUUGCUGGAACGAAUCUACAGAAAAGCCCAUUGUCUUGGCAGCUUCAGCAUAAAGCUAUGAAUGGCUUCUGCAUACCCUGGAUUGGGUACUAAUUUAGUCUUGAACACAAGCAGAAUUAGACUGAGCAAAAAAAAUCUCUCAAUCUGGUAGCAAACAACUUUUUUAAUGCUAAAACGUGUUAAACUUACCUGAGGGUAUUAAUUGGUAUCCCAUUGGUUGUGUGUUGUUGUUUUUCUUUCAAGUAUGAUGUAACUGCUUUUCUGGGUGGAGAUUUUGAAGGAUGCUCUCAAUUUCUCCCAACUCUUUGGGUCAUCCAAAAUUUAAGGUUCAGGAAGUGGGGAAGUAUUGCCUUAGAUUUGAUGAGCUUUAAACUUAAUGUGUGCAAUAUCAAAUUUUCUACAGAUUUACAGGUUGGAUAAAGCAUGUCCUGCUAAUGCAGUAAGUAUCUUAGUGAUUAGUUGUUAUGGGUCACAUUUUCAAAUUUGACUUUAUUCUUUUUUGGCAUAAUUCAUUAAGCUCGUUACCAGCCAGUGUGUUGGCACACAUUUAGACUUCUAUUUUGAUGACUUAGGGACAGUCAUAAAAGUUUGGGAUGUGUUGCAUAUUUCCAGAAUAUGAGCCAUAUAGUGUAGUCCUGAAUACAAGUGUUAUCCAAAGAAAGUGUUUGCUUUACUCUUGAAGAGUUAUUUCUUUAAAGAGUUUCUGGUGAAUAUGUUGCUUUCCUAAUGAGUUUGAAACAGUUUAAUGGGACUGUUCAUGCACUGAAGUCUUAAUUGGGGGACUCUGGUUUUUUUUCCAUAUAGAUAUUUCUACUUAAGCUCUUCAAAGCAAAGGUGCUUUUUAAAAAUCUCUGGUGCUGGUACUCACGUUAGUACUUCAUUUGGAUGAAUAUUCUAGUGAAAAAUUUUUUGUUGAAGUGUUUUGCACAGCAGUUUAUCCAAACAUUUGGUAAACAUACAUUCCUUGAAUAUGCAAUUAUUAUAUAUGCAAAUAAAAGGAUAAGGAUCAGAGUUAAGAGAACACAAAAUACCACAAAUAUCAGUUUUCAUAACUGGCUUUUCUUCUCUUCAGUUGUUAGUGUUUUUGAGGAAGUUUAGAAGAGAAUCUCCCUAUAAUAACUUUGGCCUCAGUUUUAAAUAUGUCAAAAGACAGGCUGCCAUUUAGCCAUUACCAACAUAUUCAGAGUUUAUAUGAUUAAGGGCAGUGAAAUAAGAACAAAAUUAAUUAUUUUCAAAUUAGAUUUCAGAGUUAGACUAUUUGAAUUAAAUUGAAAAGAUGAGCUAGAAGUCAAAAGUAGUUUUGACCCCAUGAGAUUGUUCUCUUUAAAGAUUAAAGAGCUAAAAAUCGAUUGUUUUUACUUUGAAACUAACAUCCUUUAAUCCUGGUAUUUAAUACUUAAAGGUAGUUCUUAAGAAAAAGCAUGCACUUAAUUCAUUGUAAUAAUGAUAAUAGAUGAUUCAGGCAGCAGAAUAUUUUGUUCCAUUAUGUAAUUUCUUAUGCCCAAUGUUUUCAAGUUACAUGUUCAUUUCACCAUAAAGUACCCAUUUUGUAUACAUAAGGAUUAUUUUAAAAAGUCAAGUGCAUGUUGGAAAAUGGUUUCAAAAAUAUAGUCAAAAUGCAAUCUUUUACUUUUGGCAUCUUGACAGAUGUGUUAAUCUCGAUGGUUUUUCAUUUUACUAUACACUUUGCCACUGAAAAUGGUUUAAAAGUGUUUUCCUUUUUUGUUUCUAUAUACUUUACCUUGGUGUUUACACUGUUAAGGCUUGUCAGCCAAUUUUUGCUAGUUUUUUUCUUAGGCUUGUUUGGAACUAUUUGUGUUAAUGUUUACCAGUUUUGAUUUUGUUAUGUUUUUGAGAAAAAUGCUUUUGUUAUUAAUGUUGUAAGAUGUAAUACAAAAUGUAUAUGUUCUAAACUUAAGUAGGACUUUUUAAAGAAUAAAUUAUUUGUUUGGCUUAUUGUUAGGAGGUUCAGAUUAGUGACCUCUAGGUUGCAUGUACAUGCAAACUUGAAAGGUAAAAAAAAAAAAAAAAAGUAUGAAGUUCUUGUUAGUGUUAAUGUUUUCCGACUUAG
This is a messenger RNA of Choloepus didactylus (southern two-toed sloth), 5059 nucleotides long. RefSeq names its product chromosome 1 C21orf91 homolog (gene C1H21orf91). The record is from RefSeq and is a predicted model, not a curated record. NCBI's taxonomy places the organism in Eukaryota, Metazoa, Chordata, Mammalia, Pilosa, Megalonychidae. The transcript is spliced from 5 exons. Bases 737 to 1690 code for a protein of 317 amino acids.